GAAACACACGACCAUCAAAAACUCGUUCUGCAAAGCACCUUCCUUCAACGUUGUAAUCCUUCAACUUGAAUUCCCUCCCACACAUCCACUCCCGCCAUCUUAAUCAACGCUUGUUCAAGAUGCAUUCUCUCCGCCGCGCUGCUCUGAGGUCCGCCGCCUCGGCUUCGAGGUCUGUCUCGACCACGGCACGCAUCACCCCGUUUGCCACUAGAUUUACCGCAGAAUGCAACGCUGCGAGGAUUGCCUCGCCGGCGGCGCUCCGGUUCUUCUCGCAGACGAUGGGCAAGGCCUCCGAGAACAAUGAUCUCGAGGAGGCACAGCGCCAGUCCGAGGAGGACAUUGACCGCCAGGCUGCCGCCGACGCUCAACAGGACGUGGAGGAGUCCGUCGGACAGACCGAGGCCGAUAUUCAAGAGGCGAUGCAGGAGACCCCCGCCGCCCCCGCUGAACGGGCUCCCCGGCCUGCCCAUGCCGCCCAUUCCGCCUUCAUCCGCAACCUUGUGUUUGAGCUCAACGAGGAUCACCUCACCAAGGCCUUCGCGAAGUACGGUAACGUCUCGAAUGCCCACGUCGCGCGUGACCCUCGCGGUAUGAGCAAAGGGUACGGUUUCGUGUCCUUCGACACCGCCGAAGAACUCCAGGCCGCCUGUGAGAGCGUCAACGGCUCGUUUUGGCACGGCCGUCGUAUCACUUGCAUUCCCCGGAGCAAUGAACGCUCCGAGGGUCGGGACAAGCACCGGAACUCGCCCCGCGAACCGACUCCCCAGCUCUUCCUCGGCAACAUCCCCUACGAGACCACCGACGCCGAGCUCAACCGGCUCUUCAACGGCCUGGGCAACCUUAGGGACGUGAGGGUCGCCGUCGACCGUACCACGGGCUGGCCCCGCGGCUUCGCGCACGCCGAUUUUGCCUCGGUCGAGGCGGCCACCGCAGCCAAGGAGGUGUUGGAUGGUGCCAAGAUCGGCGACAGGGCUCUCCGGGUCGACUUUGCUCAAGGGUACACGAAAAACCGGCGGGAUGGGGACCGGGGCUUCCGCAACAACUCUCGUGACUCUCGCGACUCCCGCGACUCCCGGGACUCCCGGGACUCCCGCAACUUCCGCGACCGCGACUCGUCCGAAUCCGACUACUAAAGUAUGAUGGUGUGAUGGGAUGCUGACUAUGGGAAUUUGGCUGUCGGGAAUCUGGAAGAAGCCACAUUACUUGGGCGGCGUCGGUGGCAACUGUAAUAUGUAAACUCAUGCUUGGGGAUGUGUCUUUUCUUUUGCAGUCUAGAUGUGUAUAACAAAAACGAAAAUCUCCCUACA
This is a messenger RNA of Chaetomium fimeti, 1307 nucleotides long. RefSeq lists its product as uncharacterized. Gene Ontology annotation, molecular function: RNA binding. The coding region runs from base 120 to 1133 and encodes 337 amino acids. The transcript is spliced from 5 exons. The record is from RefSeq and is a predicted model, not a curated record. NCBI's taxonomy places the organism in Eukaryota, Fungi, Ascomycota, Sordariomycetes, Sordariales, Chaetomiaceae.